AUGUCAGACUUUGGUUUGCUGAGAAUGGGCGACGGCAGCGGUCACUGCAGUUGCACUCGAGUGAUGGGCACACCAGGCUAUGUGGACCCCGUCUACUCCAUCACUCACAAGGCCACUCCAAGUGCUGAUGUGUACAGCUUCGGAAUUCUUAUGAUGGAGCUACUGACCUGCAAGCAUGUCGUGCAGCUAUGUGAAAAUGGUUCACAAAUCAACAUCAAGGACUGGGUAUGCUGCUGCUUCUAA
This is a messenger RNA of Closterium sp. NIES-65, 243 nucleotides long. NCBI's taxonomy places the organism in Eukaryota, Viridiplantae, Streptophyta, Zygnematophyceae, Desmidiales, Closteriaceae. The record is from the annotation of a GenBank genome assembly.